UCGCGCUCGCGCCUCUCUGUGUGUGAGCCCGACCUCGUGAACGCGCCUCCCAAACAGCCUCGAUGAAGUUUGCGCGAACAUGGCGGACUUCCUGCCGUCCCGAUCGGUCUUAAAAGUUUGUCUACCCGUGUGCCUGCUCAACAGCGGCGAGGUGGAGCAGAUCCGCAAGUCCAAGGCCAUCGACCGAUGCCUGUCCCGGGAGAAAACGUACGUGAAGCGGCUGGUGAAGAUCCUGCUGCUCGGCGCGGGCGAGAGCGGCAAGUCCACCUUCCUCAAGCAAAUGCGCAUCAUUCACGGGGAAGAUUUCGACCAAAACGCCCGAGAGGAGUUCAGAGGGACGAUAUUCAGCAACGUGAUUAAAGGUGUCCGUGUGCUGGUGGACGCCCGGGAGAAGCUGCACAUUCCGUGGGGAGACUUGAGUAACCAGAAACACGGCCAGCUCCUGAUGUCGUUCGAUACGCGCUCGGCUAAAGUCGCCAGCGGGCAGCUCGAGGGCGGCAUCUUCCUGCAGUACCUGCCCUCCAUCAGAGCGCUGUGGGCCGACCCGGGCAUCCAGCACGCCUACGACCGCCGCAGGGAGUUUCAGCUGGGCGAGUCGGUGAAAUAUUUCUUGGAUAAUCUGGAUAAGCUGGGAGAGCCGAACUACCUUCCGAGCCAGCAGGACAUCUUGUUGGCACGUAAACCCACCAAAGGCAUUCACGAGUACGACUUCGAGAUCAAGAACGUGCCUUUCAAAAUGGUGGACGUGGGGGGUCAAAGGUCGGAGCGGCGGCGCUGGUUUGAAUGUUUCGACUCUGUCACUUCCAUCUUGUUUUUGGUCUCCUCCUCCGAAUAUGACCAGGUGUUGAUGGAGGACCGUCAGACCAACCGCCUUCGAGAAUCGCUGAACAUUUUCGAGACGAUCGUCAACAACCGCGUCUUUGUCAACGUCUCCAUCAUCCUCUUCCUCAACAAGACGGAUCUGCUGGAGGAGAAGGUGAAGCUCGUGCCCCUAAAGGACUAUUUCCCAGAAUACAACGGGCCCGAGCACAGCCUGCCCGAUGUCCAGAGCUUCAUGGUGGACUGUUUCAGAGCCAAACGCCGCGAUGCCACCCAGAAACCACUGUACCACCACUUCACCACCGCCAUCAACACCGAAAACAUCCGCCUCGUGUUCAGAGACGUCAAGGACACGAUUCUGCACGAUAAUCUCAAACAACUCAUGUUGCAAUGACCGGCGGGGGCCAGCAGGGGCAGCAGAGAGGCGGUAGAGAAAAAGGGGGUGUGGCAGGUGAGGAGAGAGAGGAGGAGGGAGGUCAGGGGUCAAUGAGAGAGAGGGGGAGGAGUUUGUGUGGUUGGUUUUAUAAAGUUAGUAGGCUCAAAUGGAUAAUGGACUGUGAAAGAAUAAGACCAGGUCUAAACCGGGUCUGAACUGGGUCUGAUCCAGGUCUAAACCAGGACUAAACUAGGGCUAAACCAGGUCUAAACCAGGUCUAAACCAGGUCAUGGAGAUUCAAUAAAAGACAUUACUACCUAAAUAUGUUCAUUUCAAUUUAGUAAAAAUGCUUUUAGCCUGUUUGAGCAACUAGAAGUGGGUCUAAACCAGGUCUAAACUGGAUCUGAACCGGGUCUAAACUGGGUCUAAGCUGGGUGUAAAUUGAGUCUAAACCGAGGCUUAAUUUCAUCCAUGAAAUUGGUCAGUGAAGAAUUAUUAUAUUUAUUUAAACCUGAAAGAGAAAAGGAAAUUACUGGAUAUAAUGAGAGUUUUUUGAAAAGUCUCGUCUUUGUAAAGGCAGAUAUUUUCACUGUGCUCGUCCAGUGCUGUCAUUUCGACGUCGUUGUUGUUGAAACUUGUAAAACCAAGUGAUGAAAAGAUGAUGCAGAUUCUAGUUUAGCAAAAUGACAGAGGUCUAGGGCUCGAGGCCGGGACCAGGACUAGACCCGGACUAGACUCGGUUACAGUUGCAGACUCGGUGCCUAAACGUCGCCUACUUAACUUUAUAACUGAAUCAUUUUGAAAAACCACACAAACGCGUCCCUCUCUCCAUUGACCUCUACUGAAACUCUCCUCUGGCUUUUUGGAGCUUUGCCUUUGCCUUCCUACAGGAUCCUUUUGGGGACAAACCAGGCCGUUUAUAACAGACUUGAGACCAGCCCGAUGAAUAACUCCAUGUUUUUAUGUAGUUUUUACUUAGCUUAACAGGGGCUAAACUCACAAGCAACAGAGUGAACCAGGAGCCAGCGCUGAACGAAACUAAAUAAUGGCAUUUUAAACAGGAAAUUACAAUAUUUUACAGGUUUACGUAAAGACUUUUUCAGCUUUCUACAGUGUUAUAGCGUUGUUCCCUCAUCAAAAACAUGUCUGAAGAGAUUUUACAGCCAUCCAUGCAUGUUUGAGUCAUCUAGCGAUCUCUCCCAGGGCCUAUUCGAAGCCUCUUUACGGUCAAAUGUAAGACGUCAGUACAAGGCUCCGCCCACAAGCCUACAUCACCCACAACAAUUCUCCAUAAAUAUACAAAAACAUUACACGUAACUGUACACAACAACUCAAAGUUUAAACUUGACCACAGCGCUGGCUCCUCGUUUUGGAAAAAAAAAAAAAAAGGAUUGAAAUUAUUUAUAAUAGUCUUAAAUGAGCAGUUUAUAACCACUAAUUCUCCCUUAACGCUCAUGUCCUGUAGAAGAGACAGCUGGGUUUCCUUCACUGCCGUUUGUGGAUCAUUACGACUUAAAGGGCCUUAAACUGCCAUUUUCUGAUCGAUGUUAGAACGUUUCCUCAUCGCAAACACACACCUGGAGCUGUGUUUUGUUAAGUUUUGAUGAUUUCAGCCUUUAUUUCAGCUCAACCACUGCCUUUUACCUUUUUGUUUGGUAGAGAAAACGUGAAAACUACCGCUUCAUGACAUCAUAAAGUGGAUCAGAGCAUUUUGAGCUUUAGAGAUGUGAACACGCAUAAUAAAGUCGCUCAAACGUGUGCGAAUGGGACAAAACGCAGCUCCAGGUCUGUUUUUUGAGGAGGAAACAUCAUAACUUCGUAUUAUUUGUGUAAUAUAGGACCUUUUUAAAUAAUAUUUUUAAUUAACUGUCAUGUACAAAUGCCUUAAGACGAGUCCAGUCGGCCAUUUUGACGUCGACGAGCCUUAGUCCUUACGCACUAUACGAGUUCUCAUUAGAAAGUCGGUUCAUUUCAGUCUUUGUCAGUUGUUCUGGACGUGUUUAAAUUGUGAGCUCUGAACAGAAUCCUUUUAUUAACACGUAAACGUAAUCGCGAUCUCAAAGCUUGGACGCAAAAUCUCAUCGGGAUGUUUUUCACGCAUCGUUAAGCCACGUUUUUAUUCACUGCAAACGCCUCACGUUGAAUCUACGAGCCUUAAAAAUAUGUUCCAUUUGAAGUUGAUGUUCUCAUGUUAAUACACAAAAUAACGCACCAAAGUUUGCCUUAAAAUGCCUUAUCUUUCAAUUAAAAUAUGCAACAAUUUAGAGAAUAAACGGACAAUUUUACAGCUUUUCACCCUUUUAACAAAAUCAAACUGAAAUCUAAAUCUCAACAAAAAAAGGACCAAACUUGUAGCUUUGUAACUUUGGCUCGAAGUCACGAAGCCACUACUAAACCAGGACUAAACCAGGACUAAACCAGGACUAAACCAGGACUAAACCAGGACUAAACCAGGACUAAACCAGGACUAAACCAGGACUUAAACCAGUCCCAGCCAGCACCAGAAUGUAAACUCAGAUUUAACCAGGACUAAACCAGGACUAAACGUAAAAAAAAAAGUAAAGUAAAUCCGAGUCUAAACUAAUUCUUAACCCAAACCGAACCAGAACCUGAGACUAAACAAGAACCAAACUGAGACUAAACCAGGUCUGAACCCAGUCCCAGCCAGCACCAGAAUGUAAACAGUGACUUGACUAGGACUAAACCAGGACUAAACUUGGAUAAAAUCAAGUUUAAAGUGGACUAAGGACUGGACUCAUUCCCAACCAGUAUCUAGACAACCAGAGGAUAAACUUGGGCUAAACUUGGGCUAAACUUGGGCUAAACUUGGGCUAAACUUGGGCUAAACUUGGGCUAAACUUGGGCUAAACUUGGGCUAAACUUGGGCUAAACUUGGGCUAAACUUGGGCUAAACUUGGGCUAAACUUGGGCUAAACUUGGACUAAACUUGGACUAAACUUGGACUAAACUUGGACUAAAUCAAGUUUAAAGUAGACCCGGGACUAUACUAAGGACUGGACCGGGGACUGGACAGGUAUCUAGACAAACAGGGUCUAAACUAGGACUAAACCAGGACUAAACUAGAAUCUUGCUACAACUUCUUCAGUCCUAAACCUUUAACCUACAGCCACUUCGUCCUCUAUAAUCCAAAUUUUAGUUUCAAAUCUUACAUUUUCAGAUAUUCACCUGAAACCCAGCUGUCCUUUCUGACGCUCCCUCACGCCUUUGUACCGUUUAUAUUAAUAUCACUUUUAUUUAACCACGUUUUGUGCAGAACCACUGUUAGCUGUGCCAUAAUUUCAGUUAUCUCUCAGGGUUGACUCCACUUAUUCGUAAUUAAUAUUUUAGUGUUUUCUUGUUCAUAAUUCGACUUUUAGCUGUGAUACCGGCCCCACAGCUCGUCUCUGAAAUCGGCUGGUACUUUGGCAUUCACCCGAAACUUUGCCCCCUUUAAAAAUAUUGUUUUGUUUUUUUUUCCUGAUUUUUAGCGUCUUUUUAAAGGGACACUCCCAGUUUUUGCCUUAAUAAUGAAUGUCUGUUUAUAGAUGUACAGAUUGUAGAUUGAAAAAUACUGUAUCCAGCAAAAGUUUUGGCGAAAUCUUUUGGUCACGUUUAUACCAAGCAUUACGGUACUAAGUGAUUUACGGUUUGUUUUUGCAAAAAUUUAAUUCUUUCAGCAAUUUUCAUUCAUUUUUUACAAUAUUUUCCUUGGCGUUCAUUGACAAAACUUUAAAUAAUCUGCAUUUUUUGCCAUAUUUUCUUAAAAAUCCUUAAAGAGGCGGCAUUAGGUAUAUUUUUUAAUCUUUCUUCCAUGUUCUAACAUUGUCCCCCUCAUCAAAAACACGCCUGAAGAGGUUUUAAAUGUCAUCCAUGCAUGUUUGAGUCAUCUAGCGAUCUCUCCCAGACCCUAUUCAAACCCUCCUUACGGUUAGCAGUACGAUUCUGUACAAGGCUCCGCCCACAAGCCUCCAUCAGUCUAAUCCCCCGUCUUUAACUUGUCUAAACUCUCCAAAACUCAAACGAUUUUUCUAAUUUUUUUCAUUCAACCAACAAAAAUGACACAUUUUUGUUUUGAUUUUAAAAUGUUCGUCAUAUUUCUUUUCUUUAAUUGUGAUUUUGAAGGUUGAGGGUUAAAUUCUUCACAAACAGCCUUAAAGAAACUGCUCGUUAGUCUUGUAUCCAAAUAGAAACAAUGCACCAGGGAGGGCAUCCAGCUUAAAAUCUAUACCAACGUCACUAGAUCUGCUCUUUAUUUUAGUGAUUCCAGAUCUAAACCAGACUGCUUAUAUGUAAAUCUUACUCAAACUAGUCGCCAUAGUUUUAAUGACUUUUGUGAAUAUAAUUUCCCUGUUUUAAUGUCGCCGUAAUGCUUGGUCUAAACGGGCAGGUUAAAUCUUGUGCUGAAUUCUUGAAACAAAAUGUCUUCCACUGUAUCGUGUCACGUCAUAGGCCAACGUUUAACCACUUUUAGCCUGAACGCAAAUCACGUUUAAAAGAAUCCCUGAGUGUUUGGUCAAAUUUAAGCUGAGAGAUGCAAGAAAAAAUGUAGUUUGUUAUGGUAAAGACUUACAAGGGCUAAACCGGGGCUAAACCGGGACCAAAGUCCAGUCAAAAGUAGGAUCAAGGACUAAACUAGUUCUCAAUCUAGUCCAAACCAGUGCAGUAACCAACUAACCAAGAACUAAACCAGGUCUAAACAAGGACCAAACUGGGACUAAACAGGUCUUAACCCAGUCCAAGCCAGUACCAGGAUGUAAACUUGGACUUAACUAGGACCAAACCAGGUCUAAACUAGUUCACAACACAGUUCAAACCAGUCAAGUCCCAUAACCAGGGACUACACGAGAUCUUAACCAGGUCUGAACUCGGAUAAAAUCAAGUCUACAGGAAACUGGGGACCCGGACCAGACGGACCCGGACCAGACGGACCCGGACCAGACGGACCCGGACCAGACGGACCCGGACCAGACGGACCCGGACCAGACGGACCCGGACCAGACGGACCGGGGACUAGACCCAUUCCCAAACUGUAUCUAGACCAGGACUAAACUAGGACUAAACAAGUUCUUACCACAAUUUUAAACAGAACUGUGCCGGAAACUCACCAGAAUCUUGGACCAAACCAGGUCUACUCAAUGAAACCUUCUGCCUUUAAAAGAUAAAUUCACUUUUUAGAAAUCUCCUCGUUUUAAUUUGGCCAAACACGGUCCCGUUUGAGGUCAGGACUGUUCCCUUCACAAUAAAAGCCUCUCUUGUACAUACUGUAGCUGUUGGCGGUGUAAAUACCAGGGUUAUCGCUUAUGUAAAUGGUUGUAGAAAUGGCAUAUUAUUUCCGUCUUUUUUGUUUUUCUUGAAUCAUUUUUUGUUUUUUUUCCCAAUGAAAAUAAUCAUCGCUGUAGAUUUAUUUUUAUGUAAUUUUCGUUUUCAAACACUCUUAUUUUGAAAUUCAUUCCUGUGUCAAACUCAUGCCACUGUAACCUAUCAAUAAAUACACUUUUCUAAUGA
Periophthalmus magnuspinnatus is the source of this 6700-nucleotide messenger RNA. RefSeq names its product guanine nucleotide-binding protein subunit alpha-13-like. The record is from RefSeq and is a predicted model, not a curated record. Gene Ontology annotation, biological process: adenylate cyclase-activating G protein-coupled receptor signaling pathway; Rho protein signal transduction. NCBI's taxonomy places the organism in Eukaryota, Metazoa, Chordata, Actinopteri, Gobiiformes, Gobiidae. Gene Ontology annotation, cellular component: heterotrimeric G-protein complex; brush border membrane. Bases 80 to 1213 code for a protein of 377 amino acids. Gene Ontology annotation, molecular function: G-protein beta/gamma-subunit complex binding; GTPase activity; guanyl nucleotide binding. The transcript has 5 exons.